AUGUAUUCUUGCAAAAUAUUCGGAUGCAAUAAAAAAUUUCUAACUAUACAAGGGCUUGGUAGCCAUGAAAAUUGGCAUAAAACAAAUGAAAUACAAAAAAAAGCAACUAAUAGUGCUGAAAGUUUUAUAAUUCAACAAAUAGAUAAUUCUAGUGAUAAUGAAAGUAUUAUAUCUGAAUUAUCUGAAACUUUUGAUAUUUCAAUUAUAUCGAAUGAACAAGAUUAUGGUUUCUUAGAUUCUUUAAAAAAUGCACUAGCACAACUAAACAAGCCACUUCCAUCAACAACACAACAAGGUAGAGGUUAUAUUGAUAAUAUAGAACAAACUGUUCAUGAUUUUCCAAAUGAAAUUAUAUUCGAGUUUGAAGAAACAAAAUAUUUAAUGAAUUAUAAAAAUAUAUUUGAUAGCGUAAAAGAGCUUCUUUCUAGAGAAAAAAUUAAUAACUCAUGUAUUUUUGAUUAUCAACCAAAAUAUAAAAAUUAUGAACAACAAAAAAAAUUUUUCAUCAAGCGAUUGCAAGUAUUCUUAAACCCUUACAUGCACAAUAUGAAAAAGCCAGAGGCAUAUAUGUGUUGUCUGACAUAUUCUUCAUCACAAGCUCAAUAUCCUUGUCAUUUUUGUUUAGUCAAAAAAGAUGAUCUUAAUAAUACUAAUUUAGGAGAAAAUAUUAUAUUACGUACUGAAAUUAAUACAAAAGAAAUUUUACAAAAAAAUUUAUAUAAGAACUAUUCAAUUCAACAUAGAGAAAUUUUGUAUUCAUCUUUACAACAAAAAAAAUCAAAAUGUUUUCAAUAUAAUGAAAACUUUAUUAUUGACAAAAAAUCUUGGUAUAGUGUACAAUUAUAUAAUAUUAAUCACAUAAUUUUGCAAUUAGAAUCUGAUAAAACUAUACCACAAGAAACAAUGCAAGGUUUUAAAUAUCUUCAAGAAUGUAUUAAAGAUUUUUUAUCUAAUUUUGAAGAUUUACAAAAUACGAAUAUUCAAAUUGAAAUUUUUAAAAAUGCUAAACUUAAAUCUGGUAUAAUAAUCAGAGCUUCACCUUCAUAUUAUAAAGUGCCAUACUAUAGUAAUAUUGCAGUAGAAUUGAAUAAAGAAGAGCAACAACUGUAUAUAAAUGAUAAUGGAUAUAGUUAUGUGAAAAUUUUAUUAAUUAUUAAACUUAUAACUUAUAAUAAUAAAAAAUAUGAACUUGCGUUAGUAAAUUGGUAUCAAUUUAAAUAUUCAAAAUUAUCAACAAAACUUUAUAUUUAUAAUUGUCCAUAUAUAAAACUUACUGAUAAUUAUAAUCUUAUUCCACUUAGUACUAUUUCUCAUGAUGUACAUAUAGUUCAAGAUUUUAAUCAUGAUAAUACUUUCUUUGUAAACAAAUUUAUGUUUUAA
Molecule: messenger RNA, 1380 nt
Organism: Scutellospora calospora
Lineage: Eukaryota; Fungi; Glomeromycota; Glomeromycetes; Diversisporales; Gigasporaceae
Source: the annotation of a GenBank genome assembly